UUCUAGCCGGAUGUAUACGAGUGCAGCGCAUUUUCCGUGACGGCGGCACGCCAUUGUAUGAAUUCGCUUUCUUUCAGCCCUUUAAUUAAAAAAAAAGAAAAGCUUUCCGAGUUCAGCGCCAAGUUGUAGAAUCCAGAGACGUUUAUCUUAAAGCAGAAAUAUUUGAAUUAUAUUUACGGACAUGGCUACGGAUUCCUGGGCUCAGGCUGUGGAUCAACAAGAAGCUGCAGCUGAGUCGAUAAGCACCCUUCACUUAAAUGAAAAGGAAGACAAACCAAAAGACAAACCAAAAGCAGAGCAAAAUGGUGCAAAGGCUGCGGGUGAAGGAGGGAAGACUGAGGAGGAAGAAAAAGAGGACAAAGCGGCUCAGUCACUGUUGAACAAGUUGAUACGAAGCAAUCUCGUGAACACCACCAACCAAGUGGAAGUUCUUCAGAGGGAUCCGAACUCUCCGCUUUACUCUGUCAAGUCGUUUGAGGAGCUGCGUUUGAAGCCUCAGCUACUUCAAGGGGUUUACGCCAUGGGUUUCAACAGACCUUCUAAAAUCCAAGAGAAUGCCUUGCCCAUGAUGCUUGCAGAACCCCCACAGAAUCUUAUAGCGCAGUCUCAAUCUGGUACGGGUAAAACUGCUGCCUUUGUCCUGGCCAUGCUUAGUCACGUGGACCCCAGCAACAGAUGGCCUCAGUGCCUGUGUGUGUCGCCUACAUACGAGCUUGCCCUCCAGACGGGCAAGGUCAUCGAACAGAUGGGCCAAUUUUACCCUGAAGUCAAGUUGGUGUAUGCCAUCCGAGGAAACAAAUUGGAGAGAGGGGUGAAGCUCCAGGAGCAGAUUGUGAUUGGCACCCCUGGCACAGUCCUGGACUGGUGCCAAAAACUCAAAUUCAUCGACCCAAAGAAAAUUAAAGUGUUUGUUCUGGACGAAGCAGACGUCAUGAUCGCCACACAGGGUCACCAGGACCAAAGCAUUCGCAUCCAGAGAAUGUUGCCCAAAAGCUGCCAGAUGCUCUUGUUCUCAGCCACGUUCGAGGAGUCUGUCUGGAACUUCGCCAAGAGGAUCAUCCCUGAUCCAAACAUCAUCAAACUGAAGAGGGAGGAAGAGACUCUGGACACCAUUAAGCAGUAUUACGUGGUGUGCAACAGCAAGGAGCAGAAGUUCCAAGCCCUGUGUAACAUCUAUGGUGCCAUCACUAUCGCACAGGCCAUGAUCUUCUGUCAUACCAGGAAAACGGCUGGGUGGCUAGCAGGAGAGCUGUCAAGGGAGGGCCACCAGGUGGCGCUACUCAGUGGUGAGAUGCAGGUGGAACAGAGAGCAGCAGUUAUCGAUCGUUUCCGCAACGGCAAAGAGAAAGUUCUGGUCACUACGAACGUCUGUGCCAGAGGUAUCGAUGUGGAGCAGGUCUCUGUGGUUAUUAACUUCGAUUUACCCGUGGAUAAGGACGGAAACCCUGACAACGAGACGUACUUGCACAGGAUCGGGCGCACAGGGAGAUUUGGCAAGAGAGGGCUAGCAAUCAAUAUGGUGGACAGCAAGUUUAGCAUGAGCAUUCUCGAACGCAUUCAGGAGCACUUCAAUAAGACAAUCGAAGAACUGGACACGGACGAUCUGGACGAAAUCGAGAAAAUAGCACACUGAGGAGAGGGACGCAUUUCAGCAGUGGUUUUAUUCCUUGGGCUGGGAUUAAAACUACUCUGGAGCAUGUGCAAAUGUCUUAUUUUAGUUUUUCUUAUUAUAGGUUUUAAUGUUACUGAUUAAUGUUUCACUCGGACGUUACCGGCGUUUUGUGCUUCUUAAUAAAAACCGAAUGUUCAGGCUA
Molecule: messenger RNA, 1814 nt
Organism: Silurus meridionalis
Lineage: Eukaryota; Metazoa; Chordata; Actinopteri; Siluriformes; Siluridae
Gene: ddx19b
Product: DEAD-box helicase 19b
Exons: 12
Coding region: 182-1633 (483 amino acids)
Biological process (GO): poly(A)+ mRNA export from nucleus
Cellular component (GO): nucleus; cytoplasmic stress granule
Molecular function (GO): RNA binding; RNA helicase activity; ATP binding
Source: RefSeq, a predicted model, not a curated record